AAUAACAAGUAUCUUUAAUUGAGAAGACACUAGACGUUCAUUUGACCAUGUGUCAAAUUUAGUUAGCUACCGACCCACAAAUAUCAAACAACGAAAAAAUCGACGAGUAGGUGCGUGCGACAAGCUCAGCGAUGUAUUACAGUCAGAUCGGCUCAUUGGGUGCAGCUCAAGUGGUACCCGAGGGACGCGAGCUCACACCGUCGCCGGAGCCAGACAAACGAAACCCAUUGAUGUUCCUAACCCAACCGACGACCCCAUCGACGAUCGACGGCGAUUUAUCGGUUAUCUCGACGCAGCUGAAGAUCGCCCAGCUGCUGCGCGUGUGGAACUUGAGCUUCAGCGGUGACGAGAACGAGGACCAGACCAAAGAGUUCAUUCUGCGGCUGGGGGAAUUUUUCUCCAGCAUCAGGAGCGAGAUCAGCGAGAGGCAAGUAUUUUACGCGCUGCCGAUCGUCUUCACCAAAUCGGCUCUCGAGUGGUACGUGCGCUGGAAAACCAGGUUACAUACUUGGAGCCAAUUCCAGGACUUGUUUCGGGCGUACUUCAUCGAGGGAUUGCGGCUAAUGAAUGGGCAUGAAUAGACGAAGUCAACUUACAACGAUCCAAGAAACAAAAAGAUGAUAAUCACAAUCAUCGAUUGUAAAAUCGUAAGGUUGAAUAGUGAAACAAAUAAUUUCUUUUUUGAUACUUUCUUUAAAAUUUUGAUCAAAUUAUUGAAUAAAACAAAGCAAUUAUGAAUUUGACGAAGAGAUCUUCGAUUGUAAAUGCCGAGAGCGAUGUAUUUUAUAAGUAUAACUAACGAACUUGUUCUUAGAUAAUUUUAUCUAUUGAUUUUACAAAUUGAACUAGUUGAAUGAAACAAAGUAAUGAAAUAAAUGAAUUUUUACCUGCAUGUAAUAUUAAAUUGAAUAAAAAAAGUGAUUAUCUUGUUAUAAAA
Molecule: messenger RNA, 937 nt
Organism: Trichogramma pretiosum
Lineage: Eukaryota; Metazoa; Arthropoda; Insecta; Hymenoptera; Trichogrammatidae
Exons: 2
Coding region: 132-581 (149 amino acids)
Source: RefSeq, a predicted model, not a curated record